UUUUUCCAAGGGUUGGCCCAUACAAUGUUUAUCACAUUCUUUUUUCAGAACAAUUAUGCGAGAAAUGGUAAAUGGAUCAGUUAGACAAGAGUAAACCAAUUAGCUGAAGCCCAUAACCAUUGAUUCCCUUGAAACAGGCAGCGGCGCAACGCCCGCAGCUCUCGGCAGGCCAAGGCUGUAUCAGUUGCGCAACAAUAAGAAACAAAGAAUAUAAACAAAGGCAAAAUUGCCCCCUCCUCGCCCGCGGGUCUCAUAGUAAUAGUUCCCAAGUCUCAAGUCUUCAAGGGUUGAAGAUGGAAGCAGCCACAGGCAGAGCCACUUUGAUUGGAUCUUCUAUGUCCGUACAUCGGCCUUCAACCUCCGUUACCAGAUCGGCUUUUUGGGCUGCCAAUGGCCUUCAUUUUCUACGUUUCGCUGCCGAACCACGCCUCCCUUUCCCGAUUAAGCAUUAUUCUUCAGUCUCUUACUCAAAAUCACAGAAUAGGAGAAUGGCUUUGGGGAGUAGGAGAGGCAUAGUUGUUAGGGCAUCAUCAUCACCAGACUCAGCUGAACCCACUGCUCCAAUUGCACCGCUUCAGAUGGAGUCUCAAAUUGGGCAGUUUUUGUCUCAAAUCUUGAUAAGCCAUCCACAUCUUGUGCCUGCAGCAGUUGAGCAGCAGCUUGAACAGCUUCAAACUGACCGUGAUGCUGAGCAGAAAAGGGAAGAGCUGCCUGCUUCUGGAAUGGAUUUAGUAUUGUAUAGGAGAAUUGCUGAGGUUAAGGCUAAUGACCGAAAAAGGGCUUUAGAAGAGAUCCUCUAUGCAUUGGUUGUACAAAAGUUUAUGGAUGCCAAUGUCUCUUUGGUGCCUGCAAUAACUCCCACUUCUACAGAUCCUUCAGGUCAAGUGGAUACGUGGCCAAGCCAAGAAGAUGAGCUUGAGCAGCUUCACUCACCUGAGGCCUAUGAAAUGAUCCAAAACCACUUAGCUCUCAUUCUGGGAAAUCGAUUGGGUGAUUCAACAUCUGUAGUACAGGUAAGUAAACUCAGGGGUGGGCAGGUCUAUGCUGCAUCAGUGAUGUAUGGAUACUUCCUGAAGCGGGUUGACCAGCGAUUUCAGCUUGAGAAGUCCAUGAAAAUCCUUCCAAAUUCUUUAGAUGGUGAAGGAAGUAGUAUUGAGCAAGCUGUGGGGGAGGACAUGAGACCUGCUGCUCUAGGGGACUCCUAUCAAGCUGUUUCAUCAGACCCUGAAGUCUCAUCUUGGUCUGGUGGCAUCAGUCCUGGAGGUUUUGGUCAUGGGAUAAACCCCUCUCGGUUACGGACUUAUGUGAUGUCUUUUGAUGGGGAGACAUUUCAGAGAUAUGCGACAAUUAGAUCAAAAGAAGCUGUUAGCAUUAUUGAGAAGCACACAGAGGCCCUAUUUGGAAGACCUGAGAUUGUUAUAACUCCACAGGGCACUGUUGAUUCUUCCAAGCAUGAGCUUAUUAAAAUUAGCUUUGCUGGUUUGAAGAGACUUGUUUUGGAGGCUGUGACUUUUGGUUCUUUUCUAUGGGAUGUUGAAAGCUUCGUGGACUCAAGGUACCAUUUUGUUAUAAAUUAGCUAUGUUAAAUUACAUCCCUGCCAAAGCAAACUUUGUAGUGGGAACUCAACUGCCAGACUAUGGUUUAAUUGAGUGUAAAUUUGGUGAUUGUUACUUAGCAAUUGGCAUUGGUUAUUCUGUAAAUAGUUCAGUUUUCCUAUUGGAAGUUGCAUCUUGAUACAUGCAGCUGUUUGAGAUUUAUCUUAUUUUUCCUCUUUGAUUUUAUAACUGGAACAUAUAUAUGAAACGGUAACAUCUGAGCUGUGAUAUUCGGAAGAUGUUAUUUGGUUUGAAGUUA
Molecule: messenger RNA, 1855 nt
Organism: Durio zibethinus
Lineage: Eukaryota; Viridiplantae; Streptophyta; Magnoliopsida; Malvales; Malvaceae
Product: UV-B-induced protein At3g17800, chloroplastic-like
Source: RefSeq, a predicted model, not a curated record